AUGCGCACAGCCGGAGGACUGGGCAGGCCGUGCCUCCCAGAGGGCUUGCAGAGGAAAGGAGAGCUCGUGGCGCCCCGGAACCCGCGCACGCGCCGUAGCCUCGCCCCGCCCGGGCGCGCGCGCGCGGCCGGCGCAGCAUCUUCUCUUCAGACCCGCCCCCCUCUUGUACUUCAACUAGAGGAGAGAGGCGAGAGCAGGGAAGUGUGGGGCGAGGUGGGCGGGGCGUCGCACGCGAACGCGGCCAGCAAAAGGAAGGCUGAGGGAGAGAUCCAAGACCACGUUACCGCGUAA
Molecule: messenger RNA, 291 nt
Organism: Rangifer tarandus platyrhynchus (Svalbard reindeer)
Lineage: Eukaryota; Metazoa; Chordata; Mammalia; Artiodactyla; Cervidae
Source: the annotation of a GenBank genome assembly